GCUAUACUACCUUUUAAUAAUCAUGGAAAUUAAACUGGAAGUUCUAACUUCUACAUGUAUCAAGCAAAGGAAGCCAUGGCCUCAAAUCACUUGGCUGGGACAGGAAAAGGAGGCUGUUUUUCUUUUAGAUGACAAAAGCAUAAAUGAAAUUAAUCUGCUUUCGGGGAGGACAAAGAAGAUCCCCCAGUUACAUCCCUUGCUGAAGAAUGUUGUUGUCUUAACAACUUCAAGAAAUGGAGCUUGGUUAGCAGGGAUACUUAAAACAGGGGAACUCUUUCUUUGGAACAAAGACCAAGACACUGUAAAAACUGCCUCAGCAGCUGAAGAAUGUAAGAAGGUGGUUUUAGCAGCACAAGACUGUUCAAUGAGAUUAUACCUAUAUGUUUCUGGUGAUGGAAAUAAGGUUCUUCUCACUACGCCAACUGCCAGUAUCUUUCUAUGGGAAAGCAAGGAAUGUAAAAGUACACCACCAUCUAAAGGUUGUGUAAUGGGACAGUGGUCACAAAUUACUCCUGAAGCGUCAAUUGUAUUACCAUCUGUUGAAGAGAAAGAAACGUCAGUGAGUGUUGACUUCAUCCAAAAUGAGAUGCUGGGGGACUGCUGCUUGUGUUGUUUUGCAUUUUAUUCUCAGGAGCAUUUAAUGCUAACACUUUUGGAAAUUAAGUGGCAAGAGAACAGUUUAAAGAUUGCUUGCUCUUUUCCAUUUCUGAUACACUGGACACAGCGGACAUGUUCUUUGUCUAGUUUGGCUCCCCAUUGUAAGCCAAUAAAAUCAAGAGGUGCUUUGCUUACUGCGUUUUCAAAUGAUGGGCUUGUUCUUGCAAUAGGUAUCAACCAGAAGGAUUUACAGGCAACUCAGAUUUUGUUUAUGAGCACAGCAAAUUUCAUUGCGGUUUCUGGUAGCCUUAAAGGUUGUGGUAGCAAGAAAUACAAAAUUCAGUCAAAGUUUAUAAGGUCCUAUUGGAUUUCUGACAUGAGCUGGACUCAUGAUAGCCUUUUUUUGGCUUGCAUGUUAAAACGUGGAUCACUGGUCUUAAUGACUUGUUUGGGUGAAUUGCUUACUUUAGUAACAUAUGGUUGCUCUGUAGAAUUUGGACCAGCAGAAUUUAUUCCUCUACAUCCACUAAUAACAUACAGAUCACAGAAUUCUUUGAUGCAAGAUCUGAAUAAUUCUAAUGAUUCAUCAGCCUCUGAAGGGGAUCUAACGAGGCAGAGAUUUUCUGUAGCAUCACAUCCAAGUUUACCCUACUUCAUUGCUUCUGAUGGGUAUAUAAUCACCGUUCUUAAAUUUUAUGAUGGUUUCUCACCCUCGGCAUAUAUGAGGUCUUUGCUGCUUGAUUCAGCCCAGAGGCUUGAAAAACUGCACCACAGCUUGAUUAAAUCUAAGUCCAAGGAGAAAAGGCUGCCAUUGCAAUCACUGUCCUCCUUAAAAGCUAAUCUAUUACAACACAAUCAAAGUCAGAGCUCUGCUUUCUCUACCAUUCCAAAAUUUCUGCAAGAAGAUGAGGAAACAGUAGAGCUAAAUGGAGAAGUAACACACUUGCAGGAUUAUGAAGAAGAAUCAGAUGGUGACAAGUUGUUUCAGAGCCAUUCCUUUAUUUUGGGGAGCCAAAAAAGAGAUACUUUUGUAACUGAUGAAGGCCGGUUGGAAUUUGCAUCCAUGUUUGACACCAUUCAUGCAAUGGAUGCAACAGGAGAAGAAGAUGACACAGCUUUGGAACUGAACCAUAUCCAAAAAAAUCUAAUUGCAGCUUGGAGAGUAGGGAUUUCAAGAAACAUGCAAGAAAGAGACACUUUGUUAAAUUGUACCAUACAUUGUAUUAUAUACUUUUUUAACAUUCUCCAGUAUGCAAAACUUAACGUUGCACAUUUAGAUCACCCUGUCCAGAAUUGUACCUGGAUACAGUCAGUGUUAAAAUGUUUCCAGCAAUUUUUGUCUCUUCUAAGUUGGGAGGGUAAACAUAGACAAAUUCUGGGACAUUUGUUGAAGCUCACGUUGCAGGCCCUAAAACUGAUGCUUGUGGAACAACAAAACCAACUGUUCUCCAAUAAUCUUUUGGGAGGAUUCUCUCUGCUGAAGAUGGUUACUCAUUUUUUAAAUGGCAAGAACGCACCUCAGUAUGAGAUACUUCCAGCAGCCCCAGAUGUUAAUAAUCAGGUGGAGUUUGAUUCCAUAAUUGUGUCUGUGUUUCAAGCUAUAGAUUGGAGCAGCCACCAACAUUUCUGUGCAUUGAAUUACAUACUGAAGCUCUCUCCUCCAGCUGUAAACCUCUCCAAUAAUUCAGAAAAGAGGGUAAUUGUAAUGUGGCAACUGUUGUAUAAGCAUGUCCUUUGGUACUGGAUACAGUUAAGGAGAAAAGUGCAUAAGUCAAGCAAGCCAGUAACUGAAAUACAAAUUACAUAUGAAGGACCAACUAUUGAAGCACUGGCAAGUCAUACACAGGCAAUUUUACAGUCUUCAGGAGAAAGAUUAGAACGAAUACUGAAACUCAACUCUGUGAUUGGUGAGGAGCAAUUUCUAAUCGGGUCUUACAAAGAAUCCGUGGAGGCUUGGGAGAGAGCUCUUCAAGAAAUAAAAGGAAAAGGAGGAAAGAGAAUGCCUUUUCUUCAAACUCGUUAUUAUCUUGCUAUAUUAUAUUGCCAUCUAUAUCACUACAAUGUAAAUGAGGCUCAGGGUCUGUGUGAUCAUCUAGUGAGCGAGCUGCUAAAACGAACUCAAAUAUCUGAAAGGGAUGAUGUGUCAGGUGCUGAACAGAUGAUAACAGAUGUUCAUACUGAAGCUAUAUUAGCAGUGGUUCGGUCUCUGGCACGUUUCAUGGCAGCUUACUUCACUAAUGAACCACUUUAUGUGCUUCCUCCACAUAAUGUUGAUGUUUUACCCCCGCUUCAUAUCAGACAAGACAGGGGUCUUCGUAUUGUUCCACUGCAGCACUCCAUAGUCACCAAUGCAGUUAGGGACCAUGGUCUCUCGUGCGUCUGGACAGUUGAAUAUGCUCUUGAUUUGUUGCUUGUUGGUGGACUACUUCCGGAAGCUGUGUGGCUAGCACAUAAACUUGGAGACUGGAAAAUGGCUGUUUCAGUUGGGGUGGCUUAUAAUCUGUAUUGUCAAAGUAACAGUGGCUUCCCAAUGUCACAAAAAGUAGAAUUCUGCAUGCCAUUGCACUUGACUCCAACACAAAUCUUUCAGGAAAAAUUACAAUCUUUUUUGGGCAAGCCAAUCAACAGUGAAACAUCAAAUGAAGGAGAACCCAAAUGCAAACAGUUCACAGAUCCUAUUGAAGAGGAAGAUGUAAAUGUAAUUUUUAGUUCAAUAGAAGAAAUACUGAAAGCAGCUGUUAUGGCAGAAACAGACAUACUGUCAGAGACAUUUCAACUUUUGGUGGACUCUGCCAAGGACCUGAGCAGAAAGUUUUGUGGUUUGGUGCCUGAUGGCUUAUAUCUUCCUGCACCACCCUUAUAUUGUCCUCAACCAUCAUUUCCUGGUGAAGAAGAACACGUUGAUUUAGCAUUGAGAAUGGAGAGAGUUUGUCGGCAGAAGGUGUCUGGAGUUGUUCAGCGAAUUCUUCUCCUUUUUCGGGCAGCUCACUGUUCUUUCCCUGCUGCUCAGUGGUAUAUUGUGCAGCUGAAACGGGCACGGAAAAUAAUGCAAAAGAUUCGCAAGAAAGGUGCUCUUCCCUCAUUAAAUGCUCUUCCAGAAAAUUUGCUUAAUUAUUCUAAAUGUCAUACGGUGUUCUUAAGGCCUGCUUCUGGUGAUCAUGGACUUGACAGUGUUUCAUGUAAAACUAUAGCAUGCUUUAGAGAACUAUGCACAUUGUGUUGGAUGUUUCAUGUUCGUGAAAGAUUAUCUGACAGUUGCAGACGGUACCAAACUGCAAGGGAGAAUUUGGAAAAUCAGAAGGAAUGUAAGACAACUGAAUUUGAUGCCUGUAUAGUUGAACACUCUUUCAGUGCAUUGGAGUGGGCUUGCCGAAUGCUCCCUUUUGCUAGGUUCAUGAAUGUUGAAGAACUUGUACAGGAUAUCAUUUUAAGCCUUACGGGAGAAUUGCCACCAACCAAAAAGGUGGCAGAAAUUUUGGUGAAAGCAUUUCCAAACCCAGAUGAUGUAAGAGUCCCAUUAAGAGAUAAAUAUAAUGCUCUGCACCAGCGGCUUAGACACUGCGUAGUCAAAGGUCCCAACAAUGAAGAAAUGAUGUCUGUUGUAAUACAGGCUUCGCACAAAGUGAAUAUGAAAACAUUAAAGCGUGUGAUAAGGAACAUAGGACCCUAUCAAAGAAGCAUCUGGGAGCCACCAGAAGAGGCAACACAAGAUCCUGGAGCUUAUUGCUAUGAUAGAUUUUCUUUGGGGACUAGUCUAAGCAGAAGCACAAUUUCAGAUCUGGGAAACUCUCAGGUUUAUAGUGAUGCUGAAACAGCAGACUCAAUCUCAGAAGCUUUGUUGAUGGAAGAAACAAGAAGGCACAUUUCUUCUCAGAUGCAAGAACAUCACAAAGAAGUGUCCAACUGUGCAGGAGAAUUGACUGGAUACGAUAGAAGUACUGAAAAACUAAAAGACUUAAAUGUAGACGGGAAAAGUAUUAUAAAAGAGAACUACAAAGACUUAACCAAUCAGCAUGUUUUGCCUCUAGUGGGUGAAUGGGAAUUUGAACGUGAUGAUGAUGAAUACGUUAAGUUUUUAGAUCUCUUUUUAACAUACAUGCUUGAAAGAGAUCUGAUCAAUCAUAAAGACUCUAUGAUUCCUUUUCUGAUGAGCUUUUCCACACUCCUUAGGGAACAUGAACUCAACUCUUUCCUUUUUGAUGUUCAUACAACAAUGAAACGUCGACAGAUCAGAAAUAAAGGCCAACAUGUUUUUAGGGCUGGUUCUUGCUACGCUCCUGUUUUUGAUCCCAGUGCUGCUAAUCUGGAUCCUUUGUGUGAUGAUAAGAAAAAGGUUUCCAAUAAACCAGCUGUGCUUGAGACUUCUGUUUGUGACUCAGUGAUGAGACUCACUGCAAGAAGAGGAUUAUUUGGUCUAAGCCAGAAAUCAAUUUAUGGUGCACAAGAUUCCUGUAAAGAAAAAACUCUUGCACCUGUAUUAACUCAGCUUUUGUCUGAACAGACUUCUUCCCCCCAAGCAGCUCCUGUUCAUAGAUACAUCUACAAAGCAGUUCAGGUAACGGAUAUUCUACAAAGAACAAAACCAACUCCAGACAUGAACUUUAAAUUUAACAACAUAGCUCGCUUGCUUGAAUGGAUGAUCAGAUGGUCUGAUAGAAGACUGCUUUAUGAUCCCAUCUCCACAGAGCCAUUUCAGGAAUGCCAGCCAAUGAUGCAUGUAAAAACAUCUGCAUCUGCCAUACUUACAUCAUUGUGGCUUUUAGAGCAAAAUUUCUCCAAUGAAUCACAAAAUCAAAAUGUCCAUAUUUGGAAACGACUCAAACAGUAUGCAAGUACUUCAGCUAUUAGAGCCAAACUAGAGAAAGACAACGGUGUGGAUACAGGCUAUUCUCCAUCAGUUGGGACUCCAGUUGGUAUCCAAGAUGGACAUGCCUUUGGUGAACCUUUUGAAAGUCUUCCAGGGACCUUACAUGAAAAGCAGUCUGUAGAGAUUGAAGGAAGAAAUCUUGUCAAACCUCUGACAGAAGAAAUAGGGGGAUACAUAUCAAAUGAAGAUGUGGCAUCUGAAAAUGAAGAGCAUCAUGAAGAUCCAUUUGCAGUUUCAAAGAGUCCUACCAUUUCUGUCAGCAUUAAAUCGGUACAACGAAAGAAAGAGCAGCCAUCCGUAUCAGAUGUUGAAUAUUCACAAGAAGAUCAAUUGACAGAAACAUCGGAGGAAAAAUUUACCAAGCUGGAUGAUAUUUACAGUACAAAAUGUGAGGCAACUCCAAUUAACAUUCCAUGCUCAUUUUGCCCUGAAAUGAAGUCAGAAACUACGAGUGUACAGCUUGCGGUCUCAGAUGAACGGGCUUCUUUCACUGCAGUGUCAAGUGUUCUUCCAAGUAGUCCUCUUGUUCCAAAGAAUGAAGAAGUUAACACUACUUUACCGAUGGAACAACCACCGAACGUUUCAGAUACUGUUAGGCAAAUGCUGCAAGAUGAAAUGUUUAAAUUGGUUCAGCUGCAGCAGAUCAACUUUAUGAGCCUCAUGCAAGUAGUAGGAUCAUCAUUUGCCAACUUGCCAAAUAUGUCACAGCAGAUGCAGCAGUCACAGUCAUUUCAGUUGGGAAGAAACCAGGCUUCAAACACUGGCGGCACUGAUGUUGAUAGGGCUCCUCCAAAACUUGUAACAUAUGACUUGCCAGUAAAAGAGAUGACAACUCUAGAAAACAGUAGUGAUGUCACUAAGAAAAACACCAAUUCUCAGGAGAAAAACAGUUUGCGUUAUCAAAGUCAUAAUGGAGAUACUUCAAAUCCACUGCACACCAGUGAUUCUUCAAGCUUACCAGAGGGCCAGACCAUUGGAACAAGCCAGAUUCCACCCUUUCAAAACUUGCUUCAUCAGGUUCCAGCCAGACCAUUACCUUUAUUAUCAGUUUCCCUAAAUGCUGAGAAGAUACCUAAGCUUAUUCCAGUUUCAAAACCCUUAAAUAAUGCAAAUGAGCUUCCUUUGCUUAAACUUAAACCUGACUUUCAGUUUCAGCCACUCAAUAUCUGCCCAGUAAAAACCCCAAAAGUUUUCAAUGGACCAUUCCCAAAACAAAGAGAAGCCUGGGGUGUACCUCCUCCUCUGGUGAAGAGUCCUCAAGGUGUACAGAUGCCAGAGUACAAAGGAACAAUAGAACACCUAAAUUUGAACAACUAUGAUCACGAAGUUCUAACACACUCACAAGAGCAGGCGGGCCGUUGGUCAGAAACUGUAAAUAAGGGUCAUUCCAACCAUGUUAAUUUGGAUGAAUAUGAGAAAAAAGAAAAUAUGGCGCCUUCACAACACCUUCAUGCACAUCUAAAGGCAGAGAAGCCACUGGUUGACAAUGGGAUUCCCUUGCAUAAAACUUACCAAAAUUUUGCACAGAUUCCUUUGCUUUAUCUGAAGGCCUCACAAUACAAGUAUCCAUCCACUAUGCCGCCUGCUAAACUUUCGGAAAAGAACUUUGAUUCCAUAGACCCCUUUUCGCAGACAGGAAUGCCAUUGCUUUACACUAAUUUACCUCCGCUCACCAAGUUUCAAACACCAAAACUCAUCCCACUUCAAAAUCUCAUUGCAUUUGAGCAAAGCCGCCAGUUUGUCCAAGUCCCCCACAUUGGGGUUAAAGACCAUCCUGAAAAGAUUCAGUUAUUAAAAGCUAACUUUAAACCACGUGAAGUGAGACAAGAUAUGAAUAAUAAAAAAAGGCAGAGGAGGCGUGUCAAGAAACAGAUCAAAGAGAAGCAAGAAAGGAAGAAAGCAACUGUGACUUUUCAACAAGAUGGCCCUGUUGUUUCAGCUGAUAUUGUAGAGCAAGCAAAGGAUAAUCAAACAGAAUUCAGCUAUGACCUCAUUGAUGGUGGCUCCUUACUGAACCCAGAGGCAGUUAUUUCUUCAGCAGGACUACAUUACUUAGCUUCUGUAAGAAAACGAAUUGCAGAUCUUCAAGAUGCCUCUACAAAUACAGAUCCUGUUAAUAAAUCACAUCAAGAUGUACAAACUGUCUCAGAUGAAAUAGUUUCUGAACCUGAUCAAAAUCAACCAAUCACUGCUUCUGCGUCUAUAACAGUUGUUAAACCUUGUGAGGAUAUGCAAACCAUUGCAGAAGAAAUCGUUUUUGAAUCUGGUAAAAAUCAACCAAUCACUUCUCCUUCUCCAUCUAUAGCAGAGCUUUUACCUGCAAGUGUUCCCCAGGCAUUGCCACCAGAUGUGUACUUGAACCUUACUUUCCCUGCUGAAUCAGGAAAUGUGUCUUUACAAUCCUCAUCUGAUAUUACAUCUGAUUUGACUGGACGGAAGUUUAUCAAUGUGAUUGAUAUAGAAGAUGGUGAUCUUCUGAAAAACUUGCCAGAUAUUUCUGAGUCUGUUCCAAAACACGUUGCCACUCAGCCUAUGAAGUCUGAACUCCCAGCUUCUGCAAAAUUGCAUCACAUGGCAGCAUCUGUUACCAAUACAAUUCCACCUGAAGAAUUUGAGACAAGAGGAGAUGAUCUUCAAACUAAAUCACCACAAGCGCCACCCAAGCCAGUAGAGACAGAGAUUCCUGGUGAUCGUCUAACAUUGAACCUCCUGAACAAGGAUUUCAGCACUGCUUCCUCCACAGGACCAUUAGCCAGAAAAAUGAGCAGACAGCACAUUUCUGCCAAGCUACAGGAAAUGGAUAGGCAACUACUGGCCCUACAGAACGUGGCAGAAAGAAUAGAAAAAGAAUAUAGCAGUACUAAACUGGUUGUGGACACUGUAGAAGAUGUAGGUACAGGAGAGGAUGACAUCUCGUUCUUUGCCCCAGGUGUUAAAGUUUCCAAAGAAGAGCAUUAUUCAACUCAUGUGAUUGUGGAGAAUUAUACAGAGGAGGAAAGGAGUUUAGAAACGGAAUCAUUUCAAACUAACUAUAUUGCUUUGCAAACACCCUCUGCUUCUCCUUCAGCAUCAGCUUCUAAUCUUCCCAGAAUCAAAAAGUCAUCUUCUGAUAUUGUUAGAUCAGAAGAAUUGGAUGAGAGUUUUUCAGAAGAUCCUCUACAGAUCACUGGCUUGAGUGGUGUUUCUGACAUCAUUGCUGAUCUUCUACUUGAGGGUGGCAUGUCCGCUUCGGAGCUGGGUCUCACAGAAACACAAGCACAAAGAAUAUCCAGCCUCUCCAGUGUAGUGAGUGGGCAUUCACGUAAAACAGAAAGAGAGAGAAAAGAGUUACACACUUGGAUGAAAAGAAAGCGAAAGGAAAGGCUAGCUGAGUAUCUGCAAACGCUGGCUGAACAAAGGGCAAAAGAACACAAUCCAUUUCAUUUUAGAAGAAAAAUGCCACCUGGAAUCACAACACAGAAUAUUAAAUUACAGCAGAAAAAGAAAUGUGAAAAAGAUAAAGCCUUGUUUUCUGAGCAUCAUAACAUCAGAGUCUCUGAAGCCCUCACUCUGAUGCAUGAGCUGUUGUCCGACACUGUGCAACUUCCUUCAAGUGACUUUGAAUCACUAUCUAAAACAAGAUCACCUCAUGAUUUCAAGAGACCACAUAUUGCUUCUGCUGGAGGAGGUUGCCAUGCUGCAAGGAGGAAGGCUGCUUCCAAAGUUAGUUUGAGUCAGACGAGAUCCUUUUCCAGUCUGUCAUGUGGCAUAACUCCGAGGAAAGGCCGACUAAGCCAAACUCCUUACAGAAGAAAGGGACCAGAAUCCCAUCAAGGGGAGAUGCGAUGGAAAAGCAGAAGACACCUGCAACAGUGGUCAAGUCACAGGCUUGACUUAAGAAGUCAAGCUUCUGAUGAGCAGAGAAAGUUCCAAGACACUGACACAACAACUCGCACAAAUGAGAGUGAAGAAGACGCCAUGAGUGUUUGGAGCAUUCCUGAUGAGAUCCAGCGGAUACUGUAUGGCGGUUCUAAUUCCCAUUUCAAGGAGUCUUUGCCUCAUGAAGAUGCUUGCUCCAUUGCCAGCCUUAAUAACUUGGACAGUGUGUCUGAAAGUACUAGCAGCAUCCUCAGCAAGCUUGACUGGAAUGCAGUGGAGGCUAUGGUAGCAAAUGUGGAAGAAAAAUAAAACCAGAAUUUCUUGGAUGCUCUGCCCUUUAAAAGGAAAGUAGGCCCAAUAUUAUUUGGAAAAAUAUCUGAUAGCUGACCACCAUGGCAUAACAUUAUGGCAAAAUUGUAAGCAAAUAACACUUCUUUCCCAACUAAUUAGCUAGCGUAUAAAAGCAAAAUUGCAGAAUCAUGCAGACCAGUACAAUACCACAUAUACUUAGGCUUCUUGGAACAUACUUGAUGUUUGGUAUAUUGGGCAAAGAAGACAAGAUUCAUAGUUUCUGAAAGAAGUAUUUAAAUAGCCACAGUUGCACAGUGAUUAAAAAGAUAAUUCAUACCUAAGAUUCUGAAUCAUGUUUUAUAAUUAUUUAAGUAGUAGUUUGUAGUAAUGUAAUAAUUUUUUUGCUGUUUA
This is a messenger RNA of Lacerta agilis (Sand lizard), 10024 nucleotides long. RefSeq names its product ciliogenesis and planar polarity effector 1 (gene CPLANE1). The coding region runs from base 23 to 9631 and encodes 3202 amino acids. Gene Ontology annotation, cellular component: ciliary transition zone. Gene Ontology annotation, biological process: cilium assembly. Gene Ontology annotation, molecular function: protein binding. The record is from RefSeq and is a predicted model, not a curated record. The transcript is spliced from 53 exons. NCBI's taxonomy places the organism in Eukaryota, Metazoa, Chordata, Lepidosauria, Squamata, Lacertidae.